CACUAGCUGUGCAACCACUAAACAGUGUCCCCACAGAGCCAUGGACAUCAACUUAGUAAAUGCUCUUCCCUAUGAGGAUUUUGUAAAUAUUUUUGGCAAUGUGGUGGAGAAAUGUCCCAUUAUAACAGCUUCUGUGUGGUCGAAGCGUCCCUUUGUGAGCUUGCCUGCUUUGGAGGCUGCUAUUAGUGAGUUCAUCGAUUCUCUGCCAGAAUCAGGUAAAGAGGGGAUCCUCAGGUGUCACCCGGACCUCGCUGGCAGGGACCUCCAAAGGGGCACCUUGACCCUAGAGUCUCGCGAGGAGCAGGCACGAGCCGGGCUGGACUCGCUGAAUUCCGCGGAAGCCUCGCGUAUGACCCGGCUCAACGAGGAGUACAAAGAGCGGUUUGGGUUCCCGUUUGUCAUCUGCGCCCGGAUGAACGACAAGGCGAACAUCUUACGGCAGCUGUCCGAACGCUGUCAGAACGAGCGCGCGGUGGAGAGGGCGCGCGGCAUCGAGGAGGUGAAGAAGAUAUGCCGUCUGCGCCUCCAGGGUCUCGUGCUCACUGACGCGCCAAACAAGUUGUGACCUUCAAUUACUGGAGUUUAUGCUGGAUUUCACCUCUGUGCCAGUUUAACCUCCUGGACGUAAAGACUGUCACUGCUAUCAGACCUGAGAUAUUUGUCUUAUUCCAAAUUUAUUAUGUGUGCUAUUCAUUCAUCUUCAUGACUUUUUCAAACAAUAAAAUAAGUGAAACAUUGA
Molecule: messenger RNA, 739 nt
Organism: Seriola dumerili (greater amberjack)
Lineage: Eukaryota; Metazoa; Chordata; Actinopteri; Carangiformes; Carangidae
Gene: urad
Product: ureidoimidazoline (2-oxo-4-hydroxy-4-carboxy-5-) decarboxylase
Exons: 2
Coding region: 41-565 (174 amino acids)
Biological process (GO): allantoin metabolic process
Molecular function (GO): carboxy-lyase activity
Source: RefSeq, a predicted model, not a curated record